This is a messenger RNA of Brienomyrus brachyistius, 855 nucleotides long. It is a transcript of the gene rec114, whose product is annotated as REC114 meiotic recombination protein. The coding region runs from base 83 to 823 and encodes 246 amino acids. NCBI's taxonomy places the organism in Eukaryota, Metazoa, Chordata, Actinopteri, Osteoglossiformes, Mormyridae. The transcript is spliced from 6 exons. The record is from RefSeq and is a predicted model, not a curated record.
UUCUCCUUUGGUUUUAGGAGCCUGUGGUAUUUUGGUGUCUUAGCAGACGCUGUUAGAUCCGCUAUAAGUAUUUACUAUAAAGAUGACUGAAAAUACAGAUUUUUCAAGCAAAAGCGAUGCGGGAAGUAAAACUAUGAAUAAGACCUGUUGGAUGCUGAAACGAUACGGACGUUUCGCGCGGAGCGCCGCGGAGGGCGAGGGCCGGUCCUCCUGGAAGGUCUUUGAGAACGAUGAAAGUGCAGGUCAACUGGUACUUAACAUAGUGGAGUCUGGACACCUGCUUGUGUCCCAGGGCCCAGAGCUGUUGGAGGGUUUCUCCUUACUCAACGCAUCCAGCUUCCUGAAGGUGCGGCGGAAGACAGAUGUCUUGCUGUUUCGGAUGACGGCCAAGGGCGAGGGCCGUGUCUUCCAGGUGCAGUUUGCGGGCAGCAGCAGGGAGGAGGCCCUGGAACUGUGUAGCUCAGCUGUUGCCUGCCUGAAGCAGCAUGUCCCAGUGGAGGACGCACCCGUCCCCAACAGCAGUGCCCAGACGGCCCCACGGGCCGACCCAGAGCCACAGCACAGCCUGCAGCAGCCAGGGGCUUGUGCUGAGCAGCCUGCAGGAACCUUGAAGCCUGAAGAAUCCGAAAGCUCCCUGUCCGUCCAACGACUUGCCCAGUGCUUCCUGGGCCAGGCGGGCCUCUCCCUGCCCCUGGCGUACCGCCACCAGGCCCUGCCCAGCGGCAGCCUGGGGCCCCUGCUGCGCCUGUGCCUGCUCGACUGCAGCUUCCCUGCCUGGGUGGAGCAGGUGGAGGCUGAGUUGACACGGCUGGCCCAGCAGUGACUGAGUGGAGCGACAGGAUGGGCACCUCUUUG